Cordyceps militaris CM01 is the source of this 636-nucleotide messenger RNA. RefSeq names its product aconitate hydratase, putative. Gene Ontology annotation, molecular function: structural constituent of ribosome. The record is from RefSeq and is a predicted model, not a curated record. The transcript has a single exon. Gene Ontology annotation, cellular component: mitochondrial large ribosomal subunit; ribosome. Lineage: Eukaryota; Fungi; Ascomycota; Sordariomycetes; Hypocreales; Cordycipitaceae. Bases 1 to 636 code for a protein of 211 amino acids.
AUGAGCCGGGCACUCCUCCGCUCCGUCUUGGAGCUCCGGGCCCCUUUGCCGCGCCUCUUCCCCAAGCCGGCCACCGCCUCCAUCAUCUCGACCGCCGCGCGCGCCUUCAACACCACGGCCCCCAUCGUCGAGCCCAUAUCCGCCAAGCACAUCAAUAAUGCCACCAACCCGUCCGAGAACCAGCCGCGGCCGAUUUCUCUCAAGAAGAGCCAUCCCCAGCCGCCGCCCCAGGCCAUCCCCGACUCGGUCAAGAACCUGCUCCCGUUUCUCGCCGCCCAGCCGGGCCACUACAUCACCGUCCACAUCCACGGCUUCCCGUACCUCGUGCAGGAGGGCGAUCAGAUCCGGCUGCCGUUUCGCAUGCCCGGCGUCUUGCCUGGCGAUGUGCUGCGGUUGAACCGGGCCAGCAUUCUGGGCAGCCGCGACUACACCAUGAAGGGCGCACCGCACAUUGAUGAAAACGUCUUUGAGUGCCGCGCGACGGUGCUGGGUACGGAAUCGGAACCCCUACGGGUCAAGAUUAAGAAGAAGAGGAGGCAGCGUCGCUCACGCCGCGCUACGAGCAAGCAUCGAUAUACCAUCCUGAGAAUAUCCGACUUGACAAUCAAAACUGUGGAGGAUAUUGAGGGUCAAUAA